Messenger RNA from Haliotis rufescens (red abalone), 3730 nucleotides. RefSeq lists its product as uncharacterized. The coding region runs from base 135 to 1655 and encodes 506 amino acids. Lineage: Eukaryota; Metazoa; Mollusca; Gastropoda; Lepetellida; Haliotidae. The transcript has a single exon. The record is from RefSeq and is a predicted model, not a curated record.
UUGUCUCUUACAAACUUAGUUUAAGAUCGGGGCAGAAUGUGGCAGUUCUCAUUCUUCACAAUGACCUUGAGAAAUGUUUCACAGAAAGUAAGCAAUUACAAGAUGCCAUUGAUGUCUUUGCUCCUAAACUGAAAAUGCCUGUGUUUGAUGGUAGAUGUGAUGUCCCUCUGAAAUCUGGAUUUAUCACUGAUGUUUUGUGUAGGAAUGAGAACCUUGUCGCCGAGGGUUCUGCAGAAGAUGGUACAGCAUCAGGCUGUAUGACAGACGAUAGCGAAACCUUUCAGCAGGAAGACUACAGUGGGUACAAGUUGACCGAGUCUUUGAUGAUAGUAGGUGAGGCUGGGAAAGCCCUUUCAUCAAGGUGUUGUUCUUCUGGACAUCCAUCUGAGGGUCCACUCAAUAGCAUGAUCUUGAAGCUUGAGGAUUCAACAAAUGUGGAAAUCUUUGUACAGAAUGCCAUCAGGCAAGAAGUUACCCCGGAUUCCCUGAUGACCGAACCUAUGGAUAGAGAUACCUCCGAUUCACCGAUGACGUCAGAAUGCAGGUAUGGACAUACCUCCGAUUCACUGAUGACCUCCGAAUGCAGGAAUGGAAAUAUCUCAGAUGCAACGAUGACCUCCGACUGUAUGAAAAGGGAUUCUUCAGAAUCAAUGAAGACAUUUAGACCUAUGACAGGAGAUAGGUUUGGACCUUCGGGGUUAGACAGCUCUGGUGCAUCUGCACAAUCUUUUGAUAAAAAACAGAAGGUCCCCGGAAGUGUAGUUACCUCAAAAGUGAUACCAGAAGCAAACCAACACCUCCGUUCUGCUGUAUCUGUUGAAGACGGAAGUAAUUCUAUCAGAUCAGUUACCUUAAAGAAAAUGAAUAUUUGUAAAUUAAAAGUUACCAAAGACACCCGAGAUCCAGAAAUAAAGUCAUUGGGAAUCUUAAAUGACAAACUUGUUAUUGCAGACAAUGCCAAUAAGAAAAUAAGGGCGAUGACUACAUGUGGAACUUUAACUGAUAUGAACCACAAAAAUACACCACUUACUGAUGAUUUGCCCGCUCACACAAUUGCCUGUUUGGAUGACUGUGUUGUGUACAUUUGUGGAUCAACGAUCUAUAUCACUGAUAGGAUUCUUAAGUGUCUACGAUCAGUGAUGCUCAGAACAACAGGCAGCAAACAUGUAGUUCUUUGCAGGCAUGCCUCCACACAGUUCUUGGUUGGAAAUCUCCCAGGCAACUUGCUGUUGCUUUACAACACAGAUGGCCAAAUGAUCACAACCCAACAAGCUCCUGUCGAUGGCCCUAUAGCUGCUAUAUCUCUCAGUAACGAGGACGACUUUCUGAUCAGCUCCUUGAACCAACCAGGUGCCGUCUUCCAGGUUAAAAAGAAUGGAACCCUUGCCCGAACCUUCAGACCUCCAAAUGCCACAGAGUGGUAUCCAGAGGGCACAUGCAUGGAUAAGAGGAAUAACCUGUAUGUUGCUGAUCCCAGACAGAAUCAGAUCCACGUGUUUAACGCUGGGGGUGAACAGCUGUGCAUUCAUUCAACAUUGAGUGAUGAUCUGGUGUCACCUCGGUGUUUGGCCAUAUCAUCAAACAGACUGUUUGUGUCAGGAAAUCAACCGCAUCUGUUUGUUUUUGAUAUAUUUAACCAUGCAGGUAGAACGUGAACAUGAGGCUAUGAACGGUUGCAAUACAGGACAGAAUGGUAAAAUAGAUACAGCCCUGAAAUAUGUUACCCAAAACGCUCACCUCAUAAUAUUGACAAAUCAUGACCCAACAUUAAUUAUAUAGGGGAACAAAUAUUAUUUGUGAUUUGGAAAAUAUAGACAAAUAAAUGUACAACUACAAGGAUGUUGACACACAAUGCCUGACCCAUAUGACCCCUGACAUUGAAGAAUGCUUGAUUCUGAUGGGUUAAAAAGAGUUUUCCUUUUUGCUACAGAUACCUGCUAAAUAUAUAUUAGGCUUUUCACACAGUUUAUGUGCGUAUGAAAACAUCGAUAAUCUACAUAUCGUGAUAGGGAUGCCGAUCACCGAUAAGAACUAACCAGUAUCGACUUUUCCUCUACUAUAUGCUGGAUCUCAAAUACAAGCCUGGACCCGGUUGUAUCAAAGCCUCAUUAACUAAUGGCUACAUUACACCCUAAUGAUACAUUAAAUGCUUAUUGCACCAUUAGUUAAUGGCAUCAUUAAAAUCGGUUGUAUCAAACGUUUAUUAGCAUAUCAUUAUCUAAUGAUGCCUUAAUGUAAGUGUCUUCAUUAACCUGUCAUUAAAUUCGGUGUUUCCCCUAAAUAUUUCCCACAAUUCCUUGCCAUGUUUGUUUUUAAUGACACGCUAAUGAUGCCCCAGAACCUUCAUUAAGUUAAUGACGCGCUAAUGACACCACGACGUCGUUAAAACGUUAGUACAACUGGAUUUAAUGAUACAUUAGUGAAUGAAGGUUUAAUGACACGUUAAUGCGUCAUUAAAGUUUGAUACAACCGGGUCCUGGUCCCUAAUUCACGCUGGGUCAACGGCUCUCCUGAAAUUAAUACACGGCCUAGCGUGUAAAAGAAGAAAUACAGUAGCUUGGGAUCGGAUGUUUUUGGCGAUGACGUUCCAUCCCCGACUGCUUCGAUUGUGAGAUUACAAGACGAGGGCACAUCUUUUGCAUACACAUGAUAAUGUUUAUGAAACUAUGUUCGAUGGCGAACAGGCAAUUUCCUCAUUGAAACAACCGACAAUGAAAGUAAAAUAUAACAUUAUAAAAAAAGUGUUUAAAAAAACUUUAUUCAUGACACCAUGCUGUUCACAAAGCUCUUUUGUGAUAAGUAUUCAUUGCCAUCUCAGUCAACCACCACCGUCAGGACUCGUGAGUUGGGGAUUUGAAAGUCCGUCAGAAAACACUACUCCCUUUGAAAGGCCACGAAAACCAUCACUGAAGUUACAGCACAGGCACUUGAUCAUACAAACUUAUCUAACUUGAUGAAAUCAUUUCAGAACACGCACAAUUAAGCAAAUCAUACACGAACCACUGUUUAUGGGCCACGAUAGUCACAUUAUUCCACACGCUGGCGUUGAAUGCUGUGAAAUCUUGAAAUUGACGGGUGGGAAAAUAGCCGUCUCGUCUGCAGCCUGAAAAAGGGCUGUUCAGUCCAGUUCCAUUGGACAUCACGUUGUCCCAUCAGGCUCAUUCCCAGCAAAUCUACAGUAAGUCUACAGUAAAUCUACCGUAAAUCUACAGUAAAUCAGAAAUUUGAUGUACCACUGUUGAGUAGAUAAAGCACUCGGUUUCAAAUUAAAAUAAGACGUAUCUGUACAGCAGGACUACAUCAAAUUUCCAAACAGUAGAUGGAUCUUCUUAAUGUCCUUCAUGGAAGCCGGUUUGGAAUAGACCCAUAGAACUCUAUUGCUUGCUCAAGAAGCGACUAAAUUGGAUCGUGUGGUCAGUGUCCGUCCGGGUCGGUGACUGGGUUGAUUGUGUGACAUCCUACUCUGUUGGCGUUGGGCGUCAUAAUAUCAACCACUGGUUUGUCUCGCUCAGAUCCGCUUAUUUACAGAUUGUCGUGAUAUUGUUGAAUAUUGCUGACUGAGGCGAGAACAACAAACAAACAAAGCACAUGAACAACUUGAGAAGGAACACACUAGCUUCAGGUUUUAAAGAAAUAUAUGUGAGGCGUCCAUUCCCUGUAAAUGACCACAUUAAGAACAUUAAGCAUAUUUUACUUGUAUUUGUCGGUAAAAUAAAACGAUGUAAAAUCA